GCCUUGGUGGCAACAUUGUGCUGCUCAUGGCGCCGGCCAUUGCGUCGUAUUUGUCGACAGCGCGCAGUGUGUAGCUGCCGCAUAAUGAUUGCUUCAGGCAAGAAGAGAAGUCCGGCAACCAAUUGACGUCCAUAUUUUUGAGACCCGUUCGCGAUCUCGAGGACAAAGUCAAGACGACAAGGUGGCGUCGAGGCGGAUGCGCUGUGACACACCACCCAGGAUGGAGGACGUCAAUGACCGCGACAGCAGCGAUGAUGACGCACCGGCCGACAUGGAUGACAUUGAAAUUGUUGAAGUGUAUGACGAAGUCGCCAGUGACCUCAGUGAUGAGGAGGAAGAUGCUGGCCUGCAGGGUGAAGAGGAGCCGCCGCUCGAUAACGCUGCAGUCUCCUUCACUGCCCACCAUGGGUCAGCCUUUGUGUGCGCCGUGUCGGGUGACAAUCGCUACAUUGUGACGGGGGGCGAAGACGACCGUGGCUGUGUCUGGCAUCUGGACACGGGCGAACUGGCGUUUGAGUGUGGCGGUCACGCCGACUCAGUGACGGGUGCUGCCUUCAACCACGACUCGACACUGGUGGCCACGGCUGACAUGGGCGGUGCAGUGCGCGUCUGGUCUGUCGAGAGCCACCAGCAGCAGUGGGACUUUGACGUUGGCACGGACCUCAACUGGAUCGAUUGGCACCACCAGGCUAAUGUUCUGCUUGCUGGAACGGUGGAUGGCACGGUCUGGAUGUGGCAGGUGGGUUCCCCCAGCCGGCCAUUUGUUUGUAUGGGCACACCUCACCAGGCGUGUCGGUGCACACUGACAAGUGGACACUAAAGAUUAAUGCUAAGU
Dermacentor silvarum is the source of this 835-nucleotide messenger RNA. Its product is annotated as angio-associated migratory cell protein. Lineage: Eukaryota; Metazoa; Arthropoda; Arachnida; Ixodida; Ixodidae. Gene Ontology annotation, molecular function: protein binding. The record is from RefSeq and is a predicted model, not a curated record. Bases 197 to 820 code for a protein of 207 amino acids. The transcript has 2 exons.